AUGAUACCAAAUACAUACUUUGCCAAAGCCAAACUUUAUCAGCUCCGAACGCCCACCACCGACCGAUCCACCGGCCGCCGCCACACCACCUCCGGUGUCCUGCUUAAAAUGGGCAACUGCCUGAAACCGUUUCUGAAAUCAGAACAAGUACCCCAUGAAGAAGACGAAGAAGAAGCAAAAUUACCUCUUGUGAUUUCGAGAGUGCAUGACCAGGUUGUACUCAGAAGUGAUGAGUGCUGUAAGGAAAGGAAGAAAGUGAGGUUCAAAGUACAAGCAGACAAUGCAGCAGCAGUCACCAUGGAAACAACCAUGACGUCUCCUCGAAUGAGAAGAUGUGUGAGGGUGAAGGUGGUGCUGACACAGUCUGAGUUGAAGCAAAUCUUGAACAGAGCCACCGUCUACCACCACUCACCACCAUCGUUUUCUUCCGUCGACGACCUGAUAUCAGAUCGAAGAAUGGUGAAGUAUAGAAGAAGUAGAUGCAGCUGGAAUCCUGCUUUACAAUCGAUACCUGAAUUCAGCCAUUAUUAA
This is a messenger RNA of Lactuca virosa, 531 nucleotides long. The record is from the annotation of a GenBank genome assembly. NCBI's taxonomy places the organism in Eukaryota, Viridiplantae, Streptophyta, Magnoliopsida, Asterales, Asteraceae.